Molecule: messenger RNA, 1860 nt
Organism: Ricinus communis (castor bean)
Lineage: Eukaryota; Viridiplantae; Streptophyta; Magnoliopsida; Malpighiales; Euphorbiaceae
Product: probable polygalacturonase
Exons: 6
Coding region: 233-1675 (480 amino acids)
Biological process (GO): carbohydrate metabolic process
Molecular function (GO): polygalacturonase activity
Source: RefSeq, a predicted model, not a curated record
ACAAUUUCUUUCUUACAAGACUCGCAUCUGUUAUAGAGUUUAGUUUGUUUCUAACUUCAAGCAAUCAAACAUCAAAACAGAAAAAAAGGGUUAACUUUGUAAUUUUAGAUCAAACAUUUAAAGAAUUGCUAUUUAUAUAGACUGGUGCAUUGGCCACAUCGAAUUUGUACGCAUAUAUAAACAACAUCCGCCUCCCCAACAAAAUCAAAGCUACUCUCUCUCUUUUUGCACAAUGGAGUUGUCGACAAGUCCAAAAACAUCUCUGGUAAUGGAUACUAUCUUAGUAGUUGGUCUUUUGCUCUGUCUUUGUACAAAUGGAGUUGAUAGCAGAAAACGUCCCAAAUUAGCCUGUUUUGAGUAUGCAGCUAUAAGUUGCAGGGCUCAUGAGGCAUCAUUGGAAGAUUUUGGGGGAGUUGGUGAUGGACAGACUUCAAAUACUAAAGCUUUUCAAGCUGCAAUUGAUCACCUUAGCCAGUUUUCUUAUGAUGGCGGAUCCCAACUUUAUGUUCCUCCGGGAAAAUGGUUGACUGGAAGUUUCAAUCUCACUAGUCAUUUUACUCUCUUUCUUGACAAGGAUGCUGUUCUUCUUGCUUCUCAGGAUGAGAGUGAAUGGCCUGUGAUUGAACCGUUGCCAUCCUAUGGUAGAGGAAGGGAUACAGAAGGUGGAAGAUACAGCAGUCUCAUUUUCGGAACAAACCUUACUGAUGUUGUAAUAACAGGAGCCAAUGGCACUAUUGAUGGUCAGGGCGAUCUCUGGUGGAAAAAGUUUCAUAAUGGAGAGAUAAAUUACACCAGGCCUUACCUGAUAGAAAUCAUGUACUCGAAUAACAUUCAAAUAUCCAACCUUACGUUGAUGAACUCUCCAUCAUGGAAUAUACAUCCUACUUAUAGCAGCAAUGUUGUUGUUCAAGGCAUAACAAUUCUUGCACCAGUGAAUUCCCCAAAUACUGAUGGGAUCAACCCAGACUCAUGCACAAACACCAGAAUUGAGGACUGUUACAUUGUCUCUGGAGAUGAUUGUGUGGCUGUUAAGAGUGGCUGGGAUGAGUAUGGUAUUUCUUUUGGGAUGCCUACUAAGCAGCUAGUAAUCAGAAGGCUCACUUGCAUUUCUCCGACCAGUGCAGCAAUUGCACUGGGGAGCGAGAUGUCUGGUGGGAUACAAGAUGUGAGGGCAGAAGACAUCACUUGUAUAAAUACAGAAUCAGGUGUUAGAAUCAAAACUUCUGUAGGACGAGGAGGUUAUGUAAAGGAUAUCUAUGUAAGAAAAAUGACAAUGCACACAAUGAAAUGGGUGUUUUGGAUGACAGGAAAUUAUGGAUCUCAUCCUGAUAAUAACUAUGAUCCUAAUGCAAUUCCAGUGAUUGAGAACAUCAACUAUCGUGACAUUGUGGCUGAGAAUGUAACAAUGGCAGCUAGACUGGAGGGUAUUGCUGGUGACCCCUUCACUGGCAUUUGCAUAUCCAAUGUAACCAUUGGACUCGCGCAAAAGCCAAAGAAGCUUCAAUGGAAUUGCACUGACAUUGCAGGAAUAUCAAGUGGUGUGACCCCAAAACCUUGUAGUCUGCUCCCAGAGCAGGAGAAAGAGAAGAUCGCAGACUGCAAUUUUCCUGAAGAUAGCCUGCCAAUCGAGAAUAUUGAAGUCAAGAUGUGCUCUUCCAGUAGGAAAUAUUUGUGACUUGGAAAAAAGUUUCUGUAUAGCACUUGUUUUCUAUAUGUACUAGUUACACUUUAGUGCGAAUUUACUUCAUACUAUUUGAGGCCAUUAUAAUGAUCUCAAGAUAUGUAUGCAUAAAACUCCAUCUCAGAUGAUUGCUUUGUCCAAAAUUCUUCAAACAUUGAAACGCAGUUCAAUUUCGAAUA